AUGGCUGCUUCGGCAGAGACCGGGUUUAUCCGGUUUUGUCACAUUCUAGUGGUCAAAUUCUAUGAAUCCCACAAAUACACAAAGCCCCAAUAUGGGUAUGCUGAACCCAUCAACCUGCAGUAUUGGUACAACUUACAAAAGGAUGACAAUAUCAAAUAUGGCCCUCUGAGGACAGCUGAUGAUGUAAUGUGGGCGGGUAGAUUUGUGGUGGAUAUGUACCUGUAUGAAAAGGACCCAAAAGUAGUAGGAAAGGAGGACUAUACACUGGAUCUUCCUAUGCCCAUAGUAUUGAGGGUAGUACCUAACAUAGAUGUGGGCCAACUCUAUCCCACUCAAGCCCAGAAAGACGACUUCGACAAAGUUUUCAAUCGUGUUAUUACCAGGUCAAUUUUGGAGUUGGAGAAUAUUAUGAGGAGUGCACCCCAGACUGUUGCUAACCUAAAAGCUGAAAUUGCAGCUGCUCAGAUUGCAGCACUAGAGGUUGCUACCCAUGAUUUGAUAGUAAACUGCACUCUGUGUCCUCCUCAGAGUGGUACCCGUUCACGCACCCCCACCACUACUCUACCUACUCCCCAUUUGCACCCCCAAGUGUUGCCUAAAGAGAUAUCUCCCAUCAAUCUCUCAGUCUUCAAAGUCCAGCUGCAUUUUGAUCAUUUUCUUCAGGCUUUUCAAGGAUCCAUAGCUGAUCUGGCACAUAGACAUUUUCAGGAUCAUUAUAAUGCCCCCCGAAGUUGUGCUAAGGCAGCUAGGAGAAGGAGUCCUUUUCACUCUGAAGAAGAAGUGGGUUGGCCUGUUCAACAGAAAUUGGGUGUAGGUAGCUCCAGCAACAAUGUCACAAGGAGGAAGUGA
This is a messenger RNA of Serpula lacrymans var. lacrymans S7.9, 849 nucleotides long. RefSeq lists its product as uncharacterized. The record is from RefSeq and is a predicted model, not a curated record. The transcript is spliced from 2 exons. Lineage: Eukaryota; Fungi; Basidiomycota; Agaricomycetes; Boletales; Serpulaceae. Bases 1 to 849 code for a protein of 282 amino acids.